AUGCUGCGUCUCCCUGGUCGUCUAGGAGCCCGUCGGGCUGGGUCAUCGCCUCACUACCUCGUUCGUGCUGCCAGCGUCGUCACAAACAAUUCUCGGGACAUGCUUGCAGCUGGCUCUCGUCGUCUCAUAUCGAGCUCACCCAGGCACGUACAGCAAGCUGCCGCCGCCAGCGUCAGAGUUGAGAAGCAUCACGAAAGCAAUUUUCAGCUGCCUCAGAAAGAAGUUGUCCCUGGUGGAGUUCCUUACUGGCAGAAAGUCGGUAUUUGGACGGAUGUGCCAGAGGAUAAAUUUCUCAACUAUCAGUGGCAGAUCAAGAAUACGGUUCAAGGAGAGAGCAAGCUGCUUCAAUUCCUGGAGGGCGUUCUCCCUGAGAGACUCCCAUCUCCGCGCGAUCCUAACUCGCCACUUUCCCAGAUCAAGACCAGAAAUGAUUUUCUCAAUGAGGUCAAGGAGGCUAUUCGUAUUGCCCCAAUGGCCAUUCGCAUCACGCCUCACACCCUCAGCGUUGCUGACUGGAGCAAUCCUUUUGAGGAUCCCAUUCGCCGGCAGUUCGUCCCGCUGAGGGCCUCCUUGCUGCCAGACCACCCAAAGUUGACUCUCGAUUCUCUCGGUGAAGAACAUGAUUCCCCCGUUAAAGGCUUAGUUCACCGUUAUCCUGAUAAGGCUCUGUUCCUUGCUACUUCAGUGUGCAAUGUCUAUUGCCGUUUCUGCACUCGGUCUUACGCCAUCGGCGCCGACACAGAAACAGUAACCAAGAACUCUCUAAAGCCCACUCGCAGGCGCUGGGACGAGAUGUUCGAUUACAUCGCCUCCACUCCUGCCCUCUCCGAUAUUGUCAUCUCCGGCGGCGACGCCUACUACCUAACCCCCGACCAGCUGUAUGAUAUCGGCAUACGUCUCCUCGACAUUCCACAUAUCCGCCGUUUCCGCUUUGCAACCAAAGGUCUUGCUGUCUGCCCCUCACGCAUCUUGGAUCCAACAGACUCCUGGACAUCUGCCCUCAUCGCCGUCUCCAACGCCGGCCGCAAGAUGGGCAAAAUGGUUGCCGUACACACACACUUCAACCACCCAUCAGAGGUCACAUGGGUGAGUCGGGCGGCAUCCCAGAAGCUCUUCGCUGCGGGUGUUGUGGUACGCAACCAAAGCGUGCUUUUGCGUGGAGUGAACGACGAUCUGGGCACAAUGAAAGCGUUGAUUCGCGGCCUGGCGGAUAUGGCUAUUACGCCGUACUAUGUGUACCAAGGUGAUAUGGUGGCAGGAGUGGAAGACCUACGCACCCCGCUCCGCACCAUUCUCGAGCUCGAAAGUCAGAUUCGUGGCUCCAUUGCUGGCUUCAUGACACCACAAUUUGUUGUCGAUCUUCCCGGCGGAGGGGGCAAAAGACUCGCAGCAUCAUAUCAGAGCUACGAUUCCAAGACAGGUGUCUCACGGUUCAUUGCACCAGCGGUUAAGGGCGGAGAGACAGUAUAUGAAUAUCAUGAUCCAGAGUGGAGCUUACCAAAGGCCGAAGGGGCUGGCAAGGGCGGUAAUGGAAACAUGACAGGAUAGCGUUCUUAUUCCCGGGCAAGUAUUUUUUGAGAUAAAGCAGGUGAUACCCAGGGAUUGGUUUGGGGUGCAUUAUUUGUCGACUGCCAACUGGAACAUGCAUCGGCUGGGACAUGCAUGCUAGGAACUAGUCAAUGUGGCGUUAAACUUUUGUUUGUAUUAAUCAUGGAUGGAUGCAUGGGCUUCUGCAUUUUUGCGGGGUACAAUUGCUACGAGGGUAAC
Pseudogymnoascus verrucosus is the source of this 1767-nucleotide messenger RNA. RefSeq lists its product as uncharacterized. The record is from RefSeq and is a predicted model, not a curated record. Bases 1 to 1548 code for a protein of 515 amino acids. The transcript is spliced from 4 exons. Gene Ontology annotation, molecular function: iron-sulfur cluster binding; catalytic activity. NCBI's taxonomy places the organism in Eukaryota, Fungi, Ascomycota, Leotiomycetes, Thelebolales, Thelebolaceae.